CUCGUUAAAAAUGAAGCUGUUGAUGUUCGUCGCGUUUGCUCUGGUAGCUCUUUGUCCUUUGGUGGCUUCACGAGGUGCUACUUCUGCCUCUCAAUGUGGUCCAACGGAGUAUUUCAACGCUUGUGCUUCCUGCUGUGAGCCCACGUGUCACUCGAGGUGCACCACGGCCGUUUGUCCCACGGCCUGUACGUCGGCAUGCCUCUGCAAAACGCCCUACAUCCGAGACUCGAUCGGCAGCACCCGCUGCGUUACAAGGCUGGCCUGCUAAAACCGGGUUUCGUUUGUUGUUAAAAUUAAUAUUUUGA
Molecule: messenger RNA, 305 nt
Organism: Culex quinquefasciatus (southern house mosquito)
Lineage: Eukaryota; Metazoa; Arthropoda; Insecta; Diptera; Culicidae
Product: chymotrypsin inhibitor
Exons: 2
Coding region: 11-268 (85 amino acids)
Source: RefSeq, a predicted model, not a curated record